Guillardia theta CCMP2712 is the source of this 405-nucleotide messenger RNA. RefSeq lists its product as hypothetical. Bases 1 to 405 code for a protein of 134 amino acids. The record is from RefSeq and is a predicted model, not a curated record. NCBI's taxonomy places the organism in Eukaryota, Cryptophyceae, Pyrenomonadales, Geminigeraceae. The transcript has 2 exons.
AUGACAAAGAAGAAGUCCAAGAUCAACAGGUACAAGAAGAAACUUCAAGUACAACAAGUCCGGUACAAGUGCAGCAAGGAGCAGAGCAAGGACCGGUACAAGUGCAGCAAGGAGCACAGCAAGGACCGGUACAAGUGCAGCAAGGAGCAGAGCAAGGACCGGUACAAGUCACGCGGCAGCAAGGAGCAGAGCAAGGACUGGUACAAGUGCAGCAAGGAGCAGAGCAAGGACUGGUACAAGUGCAGCAAGGAGCAGAGCAAGGACCGCAAGGAGCAGAGCAAGGACCGGUACAAGUGCAGCAAGGAGCAGAGCAAGGACUGGUACAAGUGCAGCAAGGAGCAGAGCAAGGACUGGUACAAGUGCAGCAAGGAGCAGAGCAAGGACUGGUACAAGUGCAGCCGCUGA